UUAUCUCCCAAUAGUUAUCUCGUGCGUGUCUCGCACCACUGCUCUUCGUUCUCCAGUCAAUGGGCUCUCUUCCCCAUCCCGAUCUCCUUCUCCCGAUCCUAAUCCUCUUGUUGUCUCUCACGCCCCUCACUUCCUCUACUCCUGACUACGAUGCGGAGGAGCUGCUGCGUUCUGCGAACGAGGACAAGGAAUGGCUGGUCUCCGUCCGGCGGCGCAUCCACGAGCACCCGGAGCUCCGAUUCCAGGAGCACAACACCAGCGCCCUCAUCCGCGCCCAACUCGACCGCCUCGGGGUCCCAUACUCCUUCCCUUACGCCGGUACCGGCGUCGUCGCCCAGGUCGGCUCCGGCGAGCCCCCCGUCAUCGCCCUUCGUGCCGAUAUGGAUGCCCUCCCCCUCCAGGAAUUGGUGGAUUGGGAGCACAAGAGCAAGAAUGAUGGGGUGAUGCAUGCGUGCGGGCACGACGCUCACGUGGCGAUGUUGCUUGGUGCUGCGAAAUUGCUAAACCAGCGCCAGAGCAAACUCAAGGGAACAGUGAGACUUAUUUUUCAACCUGCAGAAGAGGGUGGUGCAGGUGCAUCUCACAUGAUCAAGGAUGGUGUUCUGGAUGGUGUAGAAGCUAUCUUUGGGAUGCAUGUUAACUAUCAGGUACCUACAGGAAGUAUUGAAUCACAACCAGGGCCUACUCAGGCUGCUGUAUGCUUCUUUGAAGCAAAAAUAGAAGGUAAAGCUGGAGAAGCUGCAAAACCUCAUUUAAAUGUGGAUCCACUAGUUGCUGCAUCAUUUGCUAUUCUGUCGAUGCAACUUCUCACUUCCAGAGAAGAUGACCCUUUACAUAGCCAAGUACUCUCUGUUACUUAUGUCAAGGGUGGGAGCUCAUUUGAUGAAACCCCUCCAUUUGUUGAAUUUGGAGGUACCCUGAGGAGUAUAACCACGGAGGGCUUGCAUAGGCUUCAAAGAAGGGUAAAGCAGGUAGUAGAAGGCCAGGCAGCUGUCCAUCAAUGUACAGCAUUUAUAAGCAUGUUAGAGGAGGAUUUCCCAUUCUACCCAGCCGUAGUAAAUGAUGCAGGGCUACAUGAUCAUGUACAACAGGUUGGUGCACUUUUACUCGGUCGAGAUAAGGUGAAGACGGGGAAGAAAAUCAUGGCCGGUGAAGAUUUUGCGUUCUACCAACAGUUGAUCCCAGGGAUUAUUUUUGCCACUGGAAUUAAAAAUGAGAGUGCUGGACCAGUCUAUCCUGCUCACUCCCCCUAUUUCUUCAUUGACGAGGAUGUCCUACCAAUCGGGGCGGCAUUACACACUGCAAUCGCCGAACUGUACCUAAAUCAGCACAGCAGUUAGGAUAAUGAAAUUGUCACAUCCUCUUGUUGACAUAAAGAGUAUGUAUGAUAUGUAGGGUCGUCUUCAAGAUAUGAUAUACGACAGUUUGAAUACCAGGACCAAAUAAGCAUUGAACA
Messenger RNA from Musa acuminata subsp. malaccensis (wild Malaysian banana), 1456 nucleotides. RefSeq names its product IAA-amino acid hydrolase ILR1-like 5. The record is from RefSeq and is a predicted model, not a curated record. Gene Ontology annotation, cellular component: endoplasmic reticulum. Gene Ontology annotation, molecular function: IAA-Ala conjugate hydrolase activity. Gene Ontology annotation, biological process: auxin metabolic process. Lineage: Eukaryota; Viridiplantae; Streptophyta; Magnoliopsida; Zingiberales; Musaceae.